CAAAAAACCAUAAAAAAAAACCAAAAAAAAAAAAAAGAAGAAAACAAAGGCACAUGGGGUCACGUAACGUAACAGCUGGCGUUUGACGCGCCAAGAAUCAAUUAAACUAUGUUGGACGCGUUUUCCUCUCCCCCCAUUUUCAUUUCAUCAACCCCAGAGUCACUGUCUGACAUCAUCGCCGAUACGAACACCCUCUUUGUUAGCCGCCAUCAAACCAACCGACAGUCUCAUGCAUGCCAGUUCCACCGCCCUUCGAUGCAGGGAUGAGUAUAUGCUUGAGACAAUGCCCAGACUCCAGCAGAGCCGCCGCCAACGGCCGGUCGAUGAGGAUGAAGAUGUCGACAUGCAUGAGCCACAAGAUGAUCAAUACGCCUCAGAUGGUGCUGCCGAUGAAAUUAUGAAUGGCCCUCCAAACGAGGAGCUCAGCCAGUUGAUAAAAGGAUUGGUCCGGUAUGCCAUCGCAUGUGAUUUCUCACGGACCCCCAUUCGGAGAGACGCCAUUAGGGAGAAAGUUCUCGGUACAAAUGGCCGGCAGUUCAAAACAGCAUUUGCCGGAGCUCAGAAACAGCUCCGAGCAGUUUUUGGCAUGGAAAUGGUGGAACUUCCAGCUAGGGAUAAGAAUCUCAUGACCACCGAGCAGAAGCGGAAAGCCGCCAAAAGCCAGUCCCAAAAGGAAGCCACAUCGAAUGCCUACAUUCUUACCAACAUCCUGCCAGAGGAGCUUCGAACCCCCGCUCUCACCCGGCCCUCAAAGGUCGUGUCCGCCGAAGGUGAAGCAGCGUACACGGCCCUGUACACCACGAUCAUCUCGCUCAUCACCAUCUCGGGAGGCGAGCUCAGUGAUACCCGCCUCAGGAGGCAUCUGGCCCGGCUCAACGCCGCCGAAUAUAUGCCCAGCAUGAACCCAAACGAUCCUGCUAACCCCACGGAGAAGACCGACGUUGUGCUACAGAGGAUGAUCAAACAUGGGUAUCUGGUCAGGAUGGUGGAUAACAGGGGCAACGGCGACGACGACUCUACUACGUGGCAUGUUGGACCAAGAGGGAAGGCAGAGGUGCCCAAGGAGUCAAUUGCGGGCUUUGUCAGGACCAUCUACGGUGGCUCGGACCCAGAGUUGGAGUCAAAGAUUCAGAUUAGCUUAAAGGGCGUCAAGGAGAGGAAACCGGAGAUACGUGAGCAGGAGCAGGAGCAGGAGCAGGGACUGGGUGAUGAAGAUGAGGUCCAGGAGGAUGAGGAGAUGCAAGAGGCCGGACCGAGUAAUGGGCAGAGAAGGAGGCAUGCGUAACAAGGAAGGGACACGCAUACCAUGGGAUCAAGGUGUUUUGGCGUCUAAAGGGGUAUCAUUGUGGAAUUCGUCCUAUGGGUAUUUGCGAUCGUCUGGGAUUGGCCAGGAGGCCGUACUGUUAUCACCUGCAGCGAUGAUACUGGGAACUGCCAGGGGCGAGCAUCCUCCCAGGUGUUGCAUCAGCCACCAUGAGUGUGUUGGAAAAGAGAUGGGCUACUUUGGCUGGCCUGAUUGAUCACCCCCAACUUGCCCGUUCCUGUGGUGUUUACUCCGUCGUCAUGUCGUGCAAAUGUGCAAAUGUGCAAAUGCGAUAUGAGAG
Messenger RNA from Podospora pseudopauciseta, 1604 nucleotides. RefSeq lists its product as uncharacterized. Lineage: Eukaryota; Fungi; Ascomycota; Sordariomycetes; Sordariales; Podosporaceae. Gene Ontology annotation, cellular component: nucleus. The record is from RefSeq and is a predicted model, not a curated record. Bases 230 to 1285 code for a protein of 351 amino acids. The transcript is spliced from 2 exons. Gene Ontology annotation, biological process: DNA repair.